UGGUGGCGGCCAUCAUGGCGGCCAUCGUGGUGGAGAUGGAGAUCGUGGUGGGGAUGGCGGCCAUCAUGGCGGCCAUCGUGGUGGCAGUGGCGGUGGUGGCCAUGGGGUGGGCGGCCAUGAUGGGGUUGGUGAUGAGCGUAGGGUUGGCGGCCAUGUUGGUGGCGGCCAUCGGGUUGAUGUUGGUGGCCGCGAUGGAGUUGGGGGUGGCCCUGGGGUUGGCGGCCAUGUUGGUGGCGGCCAUGUUGCUGGCCGCCAUGAUGGCGUUGGUGAUGACCAUGGGGUUGGCCACCAUGUUGGUGGCAGUCAUGGGGUUGGCGGCCACGGUGGCGUUGGUGACGAUCGUAGGGUUGGCAGCCAUGUUGGUGGUCGCGAUGGUGCGGGUGACCACGACGAGGUUGGUGGUGACAAUGGGGUUGGCGGCCAUGUUGGCGGCAGCCCUGAUGGCGUCGGCAAUGGCCAUAGGGUUGGCGGCCAUGUUGGCGGCAGCCACGUGGUCGGUGGUGGUGGCCAUGCUGGUGCUCCUGGUGGCUCCAUCGUCACCCAAGGGCUCAUUGGCAAACGUUUGCCCCCCACCGGUGCCCCUUGCCAUGGCGGCGGCCCGGCAUUGCGAGCUCUUUGCCUUCUGUGCCGUGAAGCCGUCAACCGGGCCAAGGUGAGGGCAGCGGGGGGAUUGGGGACCCUGGUAACCCUCCUGGGGGACCCAAAAGCUCGGGGUUGGCACCCAAGGGUGCUGUUGGCUUUGGCCGCCUUUGCUUACGACCGCGCGGCUUUGGAGGAGUUGGAAGGGAUGGGGUUGGUGGCGGUGUUGGCAAAGGUGUUGAGCGAUGGGGUCGG
Lagopus leucura (white-tailed ptarmigan) is the source of this 834-nucleotide messenger RNA. RefSeq lists its product as uncharacterized. The transcript is spliced from 2 exons. The coding region runs from base 15 to 656 and encodes 213 amino acids. The record is from RefSeq and is a predicted model, not a curated record. NCBI's taxonomy places the organism in Eukaryota, Metazoa, Chordata, Aves, Galliformes, Phasianidae.